AUGGAUCCCACCAUAUUACUCAUCAUUGCUCUUGUAAGCUUGCUUGUGUUAGCUUUUUACUUGCUGCAUUUAUGGAUUUCUCCAAAAGCAAUGGAGUACAUUCCAGGAAGCUUGGGUUGGCCUAUUGUAGGUGAAAGCUUCUCAUUCCUAUCUGAGUUUUCUAGUCCAUCUGGUAUAUUCAGCUUCAUGAAAAAGAGGCAACAAAAGUAUGGAAAGGUUUUCAAGAGCUUUGUCCUGGGUAGAUUCACCGUCUUCAUGACAGGAAGAGAAGCGAGUAAAAUCUUAUUGACAGGAAAAGAUGGAAUGGUGAGCUUGAACCUUUUCUAUACAGGGCAGCAGGUGCUAGGCCCUACAAGCUUGCUUCAAACCACUGGAGAAGCACACAAAAGGCUACGGAGACUGAUUGCAGAACCUUUAUCAGUUGAUGGGCUAAAGAAAUAUUUUCAUUUCAUUAAUACUCUAGCUAUUGAAACAUUAGAUCAGUGGCCUGGACGAAAAGUGUUCGUCCUUGAAGAAGCUUCUACAUUCACUCUCAAAGUAAUUGGCAACAUGAUAAUGAGCCUAGAACCCGCAGGAGAAGAGCAGGAGAAGUUUCGGUCAAAUUUCAAAAUAAUCUCUUCUUCCUUUGCAUCACUGCCAUUCAAGAUCCCUGGAACAGCUUUUCAUAAUGGUAUUAAGGCUAGGGAUAGGAUGUACGAAAUGCUAGAUUCAACCAUUGCAAUGAGGAGAAGUGGAAAAAGCUUCCAACAAGAUUUCUUAGAGUCACUGAUAAUGAAGCAUACGAAAGCAGGAGAUGGGGAAGAUAAUGAAAAUAAACUUACUGAUCAACAACUCAAGGAUAAUAUAUUAACUCUGCUAGUUGCAGGUCAUGAUACUACAACAGCUGCUCUAACAUGGCUUGUCAAAUUCCUUGAUGAAAAUCCUCAAGUUCUUGAAAGACUUCGAGAGGAGCAUAGAGAAAUACAAUCAAAGAGAAGAGAAGGAGAGAACCUUACAUGGUCUGAAGUUAACAGCAUGCCUUACACAAACAAAGUGAUCAGUGAGACUCUUCGAAGAGCAACGAUUUUACCUUGGUUUUCAAGAAAAGCUGCCCAGGAUUUCGAAAUUGAUGGAUAUACAAUCAAGAAAGGCUGGUCAAUAAACUUGGAUGUAGUCUCUAUUCACCAUGACCCAGAAGUUUUUCCUGAUCCAUAUAAGUUCAAUCCCAGUAGAUUUGAUGAGACCUUAAGGCCUUUCAGCUUUCUUGGAUUCGGUAGUGGACCCCGUAUGUGCCCUGGACUGAACCUGGCCAAACUGGAAAUUUGUGUCUUCAUCCAUCACCUGGUCACUAAAUACAAGUGGAAACCUUUGGAGAAAGAUGACUCUGUCCAGCCAACACUGGUGCGGAUGCCCAAAAACAAGUAUCCCGUUGUAGUUGAAUCAAUACUUUAAUCUCCCGAGGAUAACUACAAGGGAAGAAAUAAUGUCAAAGCACAACAAGCUGAAGGAUAACUUUUACAGCCUUUUUUUUCACAUAUGACUAAAAAUUGAAGUGUAUACUCUUGUUGUGCCUGCUAAAAAUGCAUUGGAGUUCAAUUU
This is a messenger RNA of Jatropha curcas, 1578 nucleotides long. RefSeq names its product abscisic acid 8'-hydroxylase 3. Gene Ontology annotation, molecular function: heme binding; monooxygenase activity; iron ion binding. Lineage: Eukaryota; Viridiplantae; Streptophyta; Magnoliopsida; Malpighiales; Euphorbiaceae. Gene Ontology annotation, biological process: brassinosteroid biosynthetic process; sterol metabolic process; multicellular organism development. The record is from RefSeq and is a predicted model, not a curated record.